Messenger RNA from Cylas formicarius (sweet potato weevil), 1094 nucleotides. RefSeq names its product protein ITPRID2 (gene olf186-M). The transcript has 4 exons. Bases 107 to 610 code for a protein of 167 amino acids. Gene Ontology annotation, molecular function: signaling receptor binding. The record is from RefSeq and is a predicted model, not a curated record. NCBI's taxonomy places the organism in Eukaryota, Metazoa, Arthropoda, Insecta, Coleoptera, Brentidae.
GACCACUGAAUAUAUUGCUAUAAAUUUUGUUGACGUUAACAAUUGCGUCAACUGAUUUUAAGGGUUACAAAUGAUUGAGUGUUAGUCCAGUCGGUGGAGAUGUGUAAUGUUCGUUCGAGAGCGAGUUGAAAUAUUUUCCGAUAAAAAAGGAUUUAUCGCGACUCAGGAUCGUCUUAUGGAUAAGAAAACAACCUCGCCCGAAACGAUGCUGAUGCAGACGUCUCAAUUGACGCAGCAGUGGUUGGAAUCCAUGCAAAAUCAGAGGUCGUCGUUGCAAAACAUUUACGCCACGCAGCAGACCUUAAUCAACAGGCAGAAGUAUCUGCAGAGAGACAGUUCCGUGCAGUCGGACGACAGUCACUGCAGCAGCGUCGAGUCAGUUUUGGAGUUACGCAAACCCGAUCCCGAGGCCGUGCUGUUGGGGCUCGGCUUCGGUCCAAAACACGAUUCGAGUUUUAUUUCUCGGAUACCGAGUCGGUUCUUGCAACCAUCGAAGUUGAUCACUCAUAUUGACAUCAACAAAUUUAUCGAACAGUACAAGGUUGAACAUGACUUAGAUAGUCAAUCCGCCCCUCAGUCGCCUGUAAAGACGCUUCCGAAAAAUCACUAGUCGUCUUUAGGUCAUCUGCCAUUCCCAUCUUGCCCAAGAAAACAUAUCGGUCAAUUAUAGCAAUGACCAAAACCUAUGGUUUUUACUCUUGUGAUCUUAAAACUUAUAAGUAUUCACACAUUCCUUUGUCUUGUAUUUUUUUACAAACUUUACCGGUAAAUUCUUGCCACAAAAUGUCAAUCUACUUUCCUAUUUAGCAGAUAUCUUCCAUGUUAUUUGAAAGAUGCAUUGCUCUAUGUCUGGUCUUUCAUGGAAAUACACGCCCUCUGUCGUUUGUGAUUUGAGGUUAAUGUCAUGCACAGAUAUUAAUAAAAUUUGUUUUAAUUUUUGACACCAAUAAUUAACAGAAACAUUCUGUGCAUAACUCUGUGUUCUCAACCAAAUUUAUACGACCAUGAUAUUUACUGUAUAUAAUUUUUCCUCGUAUCUCUCUAUAUUUUUGUAAAAUAAUUUAUACCUUGCGAGACCAAGUUUUAAAUAAAAA